GGGCUCAUGGAUACUACAGACAACAGAGAAAACUUGUUGAAGAGAUUGGCUGGUCCUAUACAGGUGCACUGAGCCAAAAAAACUGGGGAAAGAAAUAUCCAACAUGUAACAGCCCCAAACAGUCUCCCAUCAAUAUUGAUGAAGAUCUCACACAAGUCAAUGUGAAUCUUAAGAAACUUAAAUUUCAAGGUUGGGAUAAAACAUCUUUGGAAAACACAUUCAUUCAUAACACUGGGAAAACAGUGGAAAUUAAUCUCACUAAUGAUUACCGAGUCAGUGGAGGAGUUUCAGAAAUGCUGUUCAAAGCAAGCAAGAUAACUUUUCACUGGGGAAAAUGCAAUGUGUCAUCUGAUGGAUCAGAACAUAGUUUAGAAGGACAAAAAUUUCCACUUGAGAUGCAAAUCUACUGCUUCAAUGCCGACCGAUUUUCAAGUUUUGAGGAAGCAGUUAAAGGAAAAGGGAAGAUAAGAGCUUUAUCCAUCUUGUUUGAGGUUGGAAUUGAAGAAAAUUUGGAUUACAAAGCAAUUAUUGAUGGAGUCGAGAGUGUUAGUCGUUUUGGGAAGCAGGCUGCCUUAGACCCAUUCACAUUGCGGAACCUUCUGCCAAAUUCAACUGACAAGUAUUACACUUACAAUGGCUCCCUGACAUCUCCUCCCUGCACAGACACCGUUGACUGGAUUGUUUUCAAAGAUACAGUUAGCAUCUCUGAAAGCCAGUUGGCUGUGUUUUGUGAAGUUCUUACCAUGCAACAAUCUGGUUAUGUCAUGUUGAUGGACUACUUACAAAACAAUUUUCGAGAACAACAGUACAAGUUCUCUAGGCAAGUGUUUUCCUCAUACACUGGAAAGGAAGAGAUUCAUGAAGCAGUGUGUAGUUCAGAACCAGAAAAUGUUCAAGCUGAUCCAGAGAACUAUACCAGCCUCCUUGUUACGUGGGAAAGGCCUCGAGUAGUGUACGACACAAUGAUUGAGAAGUUUGCAGUUUUGUACCAGCAGUUGGAGGGAGAAGACCAAACCAAGCAUGAGUUUUUGACAGAUGGCUAUCAAGAUUUGGGUGCUAUUCUCAAUAAUUUGCUGCCCAAUAUGAGUUAUGUGCUUCAGAUAGUAGCCAUAUGUACUAACGGCUUAUAUGGGAAAUACAGUGACCAGCUGAUUGUUGACAUGCCGACUGAUGACUCUGAACUUGACUUUUUUCCUGGAUUAAUUGGAUCUGAAGAAAUAAUCAAGGAGGAAGAAGAGGGGAAAUACCUUGAAGAAGACACUGUUGUGAACCCUGGUAGAGACAGUGCCACAAACCAAAUAAGGAAAAAGGAGCCCCACGUUUCUACCACAACACAUUACAACCGCGUAAGGACUAAAUACAAUGAGGCCAAGACAAACCGAUCCCCAACGAGAGGGAGUGAAUUCUCUGGAAAGCGUCGUUUUCCCAACACCUCUUUAAAUUUUACUUCCCAACCAGACAGUGAAUUACCAACAAAAAAAUACAUUUUCCUGACUUCUCAGGCUGUGACAGAACUGCCAUCACACACCAUGGAAGGUACUUCAGCCUCUUUAAAUGAUGGCUCUAAAACUAUUCUUAGGUCUCCACAGGUGAACUUGUCUGGGACUGCACAGUCUUUAAAUGCAGUUUCUAUAACAGAAUAUCAAGAAGUGUCUACUGAUAUCAGUGAGGAAGAAAGUUUGUUGACCAGUUUCAAGCUUGAUACCGGAGCUGAUGAUGCUUCAGGCUCCAGUCCUGCAACUUCUGCUGUGCCAUUCAUCUCUGAGAACAUAUCCCAGGGAUAUAUAUUUUCUUCAGAAAACACAGAGGCAAUCACAUAUGAUGUUCUUAUACCAGACUCCACAAGAAAUGCUUCAGAAGAGUCACCUUCCUCAGGUUCAGAAGAAUCAUCAAAAGAUCCUUCUGUUGAUGGAAAUGUGUGGUUUCCUGUCUCUACAGAUACAACAACACAGCCCGAAGUUGGAUCAGGUAGAGAGAGCUUUCUCCAGACUAAUUACACGGAGCUACAUGUUGAUGAAUCUGAGAAGACAACUGAAUACUUUGUUCCAGGCCCAGUGGUGUCACAGGGUCCCUCAGUCACAGAUAUGGAAAUGCCACAUUAUUCCACCUUUGCCUACUUCCCGACGGAGGUAACACCUCAUGCUUUUACUCCAUCCUCCGGACAACACGAUUUGGCCCCCACUGUCAACAUGGUACAAUUGCAGACAACCCAACCGGUGUACAAUGAGGCCAGUAAUAGUAGCCAUGAGUCUCGUAUUGGUCUAGCUGAGGGGUUGGAAUCCGAGAAGAAGGCAGUUAUACCCCUUGUGAUCGUGUCAGCCCUGACUUUUAUCUGUCUAGUGGUUCUUGUGGGUAUUCUCAUCUACUGGAGGAAGUGCUUCCAGACUGCACAUUUUUAUUUAGAGGACAGCACGUCCCCUCGAGUAAUAUCCACACCUCCAACACCUAUUUUUCCAAUUUCAGAUGAUGUUGGAGCAAUUCCAAUAAAGCACUUUCCCAAGCAUGUUGCAGACUUACAUGCAAGUAAUGGGUUUACUGAAGAAUUUGAGACACUGAAAGAGUUUUACCAGGAAGUGCAGAGCUGUACUGUUGACUUAGGUAUUACAGCAGACAGCUCCAACCACCCGGACAACAAGCACAAGAACAGAUACAUCAAUAUCGUUGCCUAUGAUCAUAGCAGGGUUAAGCUCGCACAACUUGCUGAAAAAGAUGGCAAACUGACUGAUUACAUCAAUGCCAAUUAUGUUGACGGCUACAACAGACCGAAAGCUUACAUUGCUGCCCAAGGUCCACUGAAAUCCACAGCGGAAGAUUUCUGGAGAAUGAUAUGGGAGCACAACGUGGAAGUUAUUGUCAUGAUAACAAACCUCGUGGAGAAAGGCAGGAGAAAAUGUGAUCAGUACUGGCCUUCCGAUGGCAGUGAGGAGUAUGGGAACUUUCUGGUCACUCAGAAGAGUGUUCAAGUACUCGCCUACUAUACUGUGAGGAAUUUUACUCUGAGAAACACGAAGAUAAAAAAGGGCUCCCAGAAAGGAAGACCCAGUGGGCGUGUGGUUACCCAGUAUCACUACACCCAGUGGCCUGACAUGGGAGUACCGGAGUAUUCACUGCCCGUGCUGACCUUCGUGAGAAAGGCAGCCCACGCCAAGCGCCAUGCCGUGGGGCCGGUUGUCGUCCACUGCAGUGCUGGGGUUGGCAGAACAGGCACGUAUAUUGUGCUAGACAGUAUGUUGCAACAAAUUCAACACGAAGGAACUGUUAACGUAUUUGGCUUCUUAAAACACAUUCGUUCACAAAGAAAUUAUUUGGUACAGACCGAGGAACAGUACGUCUUCAUCCACGAUACCCUGGUGGAGGCCAUCCUCAGUAAGGAAACCGAGGUGCCUGACAGUCAUAUCCACGCCUAUGUUAAUGCCCUUCUCAUUCCCGGACCCACAGGCAAAACAAAACUAGAGAAGCAGUUCCAGCUCCUCAAUCAAUCAAAUAUACAGCAGAGUGACUAUUCUACAGCUCUGAAGCAAUGCAACAGGGAAAAGAACAGAACUUCUUCUAUCAUCCCUGUGGAAAGAUCGAGGGUUGGCAUUUCAUCCCUGAGUGGGGAAGGCACAGACUACAUCAAUGCCUCCUAUAUCAUGGGUUAUUACCAGAGCAAUGAAUUCAUCAUCACCCAGCACCCCCUUCUCCAUACCAUCAAGGAUUUCUGGAGGAUGAUAUGGGACCAUAAUGCCCAGCUGGUGGUUAUGAUUCCUGAUGGCCAAAACAUGGCAGAAGAUGAAUUUGUUUACUGGCCCAAUAAAGAUGAGCCUAUAAAUUGUGAGAGCUUUAAGGUCACCCUUAUGGCUGAAGAACACAAAUGUCUAUCUAAUGAGGAAAAACUUAUAAUUCAAGACUUCAUCUUAGAAGCUACACAGGAUGAUUAUGUACUUGAAGUGAGGCAUUUUCAGUGUCCCAAAUGGCCAAAUCCAGAUAGUCCCAUUAGUAAAACUUUUGAACUUAUAAGUAUUAUCAAAGAUGAAGCUGCCAACAGGGAUGGACCCGUGAUUGUUCAUGAUGAGCAUGGAGGAGUGACAGCAGGCACUUUCUGUGCUCUGACAACCCUUAUGCACCAACUGGAAAAAGAAAAUUCCAUUGAUGUUUACCAGGUAGCCAAGAUGAUCAAUUUGAUGAGGCCAGGAGUCUUUGCCGAUAUUGAGCAGUAUCAGUUUCUCUACAAAGUGGUCCUCAGCCUUGUGAGCACGAGGCAGGAAGAGAAUCCAUCCACCUCUCUGGACAGUAACGGUGCAGCAUUAGCGGAUGGAAACAUAGCUGAGAGUUUGGAGUCUUUAGUGUAACACUGACAGGGAUGCGGGAGCCCCCACCUGAGCAUUGUUUCCCUCCUUCUAAACUUAGACAGGAAAUCAGUCUAGUUCUGUUAUUUGUUUACUUCCCAUCACCUGACAGUAACUAUCUUACACGACGUAGGAUUCUGCUGCCAAAUUUACAUCAUUAACAAUGUGUGCCUUUAAGCAAGACUUCUUGUAAUUCACUUAUUAUGUUUGAACUAAAAUGAUUGAAUUUUACAGUAUUUCUAAGAAUGGACUUGUGAGGUUUUUUUUUUUUUCUGUAUUGACUUUAACAGGAAAUUUCAAUUUGUAGAUAUUAGGAAUACCCAACUACACAAAAUAUUUGUUUUUAGUGUCAAAUUUUUAGCUGCCUUUGUAGCAAUCAUCAGGUUUGCUAGAAAUAUAACUUUUAAUAUAGUUGACUGUAAAUAAAACACUGUCCCCCUAUACAUGCAACAUUUUACAACUGUAGUAUUCCCUGAACGUAGAAAUAAUCUGAUACUUACUGUAAAUACUGCUCUAGUGUCUCCAUGGACCAAAUUUAUAUUUAUAAUUGUAGAUUUUAUAUUUUACUACUGAGUCAGUUUUCUAGUUCUGUGUAAUUGUUUAGUUUAAUGGUGUAACUCUCCAUUCUUACUCAAGUCUUCGGCUAUUGUCUUGUGUUAUCUAAGUGAUUAACUCUAUUGCAGCAUGUAAUUUUAACUUUUGUGAGAAAUAGAAAUACCUUCAUUUUGAAAGAUGUUUUUAUGAGAAUAACACCUUACCAAACAUUGUUCAAAUGGUUUUUAUCCAAGGAAUUGCAGAAAUAAAUAUAAAUAUUGUCAU
Otolemur garnettii (small-eared galago) is the source of this 5147-nucleotide messenger RNA. RefSeq names its product protein tyrosine phosphatase, receptor type Z1 (gene PTPRZ1). The transcript is spliced from 29 exons. Gene Ontology annotation, molecular function: protein tyrosine phosphatase activity; protein binding. The coding region runs from base 294 to 4331 and encodes 1345 amino acids. The record is from RefSeq and is a predicted model, not a curated record. Gene Ontology annotation, biological process: peptidyl-tyrosine dephosphorylation. NCBI's taxonomy places the organism in Eukaryota, Metazoa, Chordata, Mammalia, Primates, Galagidae.